Messenger RNA from Eimeria maxima, 1245 nucleotides. Its product is annotated as microneme protein, putative. The record is from RefSeq and is a predicted model, not a curated record. The annotation marks the transcript as partial. NCBI's taxonomy places the organism in Eukaryota, Apicomplexa, Conoidasida, Eucoccidiorida, Eimeriidae. The transcript has 3 exons.
AUGAAGGUGCCUUCGGCUUUGGGCGUCCUUGCCUGGGCCACCAUUCAGGCGUCGGAAGCAGUUCGUCUGGACAGAAGCUUCCUGAGCCUCUCUGCCGAAAUAGGGAUUUCGGAACAGCAGGGGACGACUCGGCGGUCGCUUCAAGAUGCGCUGGACGACUUGUGCCGAAUUGAGGCCCAGGCAGCGUGUAGAAGCGGCUUGGGCCACUACUGCAAUGCAACGGUGUAUGCGCGAUAUGACGGAGCAAGCAACAAUGUCAACAGCAAAGAAUGGCGGUGUUACGCAGAGGAUGCCCUUGACUUUGGCGUUGCCCGCGCUGGCUGCGUGGACACUUGUGGCAGACAGAAGAUGUGCCCCGGCGCAUACAAUGGCGUAGCAAAAACUUACCUGUCACGCAACAGCCAGUUGAAAGGCCAGGUGGAUGCAUUGAAAGCAGAAUAUUGCAGCGCACCUGCGCCGACACUACAGGAAGCCUUGGACAGAAAGUGCGCUGCUUUUGGUGAAGAAGCAUGCAAUCAAGGACUUUGGGCCUACUGCGACAUUACACUGUACGCUCGCCACGACGUGGGGAAUGCUUCCCAGAAGGGGCGGGAAUGGCGUUGUUUUGCACAGGAUGCGCUUGACUUUGACAUGUCUGGUGAUGGUUGCGUAGACAAUUGUGGGAAUCUCAUUUCUUGCCGGGGUGCGGUGAACGGCACCUCAUCCAAACACUUAUCUCGCGGAAACGAGAUCUCCUCAGUAAUUCUUGGAGACAAGGAAGAGGAGGAGGCCGUCGAGGCUCCUGAUGCUACAACACCUCCGUCAAUGCCCCCUUCCAAACUUCAAGGUGCCUUGGACGGGUUCUGCGCUGAGGAGGGGAGGCGCGCCUGCGGACAAGGACUGAAUGCCUACUGCAAUGCCGACAUGUUCGCGCGUUUCGACGUGGGAACCGCGAGCCAGCAGAAUAAGGAAUGGCGCUGUUAUGUAAAGGAAUCUCUAGAUUUCGGCAUGUCCGGUGAGGGUUGUGUGGACGAUUGUGGGAACUUCACAUCUUGCCUUGGUGCGGUGAACGGUGCCUCCACUACACACCUCACUCGGGAUGCUGGGCUAAGGUCAGCGCUUGCUGCAAACAAGGACGAAUUCUGCAAGACUGAGUCAGACGCCCCGGAAACAUCUGAAGAGGAGGAGGAGGCCGUCGAGGCUCCUGAUGCUACAACACCUCCGUCAAUGCCCCCUUCCAAACUUCAAGGUGCCUUGGACGGGUUC